Messenger RNA from Xyrichtys novacula (pearly razorfish), 932 nucleotides. The record is from the annotation of a GenBank genome assembly. Lineage: Eukaryota; Metazoa; Chordata; Actinopteri; Labriformes; Labridae.
AUGUCCCUGAAGAUCCUGUCCAUCACCGUCCUCCUGUUUAUGGGGUCCCUCAGGUCCACUGCAGCCGGCAAAUAUGCCCCCAGUAAGUACAAAGUUAGAAAUGCUGUUUAGAAAACUCAUUUCUUACUUUAGUCUUACAGAUGUUAAUUUUUUUUAUAUUCUUUUGUGCCCGCCUCUCUUUAGAUUUGUACUGAUUUAAAUCCUUUUAAUUCCCUUUAGAAACUCAUUCUUACAGACUUUUUUUUAGGUUUUUUUUCUACAUCCACUUUUCUGUUUAAACUUGAUUCACUUAUUAAAAACAAUAUUGAGAAGAUUAUGUGUGUGUUGGUUAAUUGCAGUGGGAGACAUGGUAGGUGAAUCCUGCUGUUAUGUUGCUCAGCCGUACGUUGGCGAACCGAUCGUAGAGUGCAUCAAACAGAGACCAACGAGGUACUGCAACUCAAAUGACUUUAAGUAAGUACAGCAAAUGGGCCUCAGUGACACAGAUAAGGUGUGAUUAAUGUCUUUUUACUUUUUUGAACUGUCAACAGAAGAGAAAUGGUCUGAGGAACGAAGCACCAGGCUAAAAUCAUCAGAAUGUCAAAUUUACAGUUUUCAUUUUGUUUCCAGGGUCAAAGUUGAGAGUGGCGACUGGUACUGUAUCACAUCUGACUCACCGUGGAUGAAACAGCAAAUACAGAAGGUAAGAAGGAGUUUAUUACACAUUAGUUACUUUGUCAUACCCUACCUGAGAAAUGACGGAGGUUAGCACAUUCAGUAAAACGACACUUUUGUUCACCAUCUUAAAACCUGCACAGUUACAGUCUUUGUUAACUGUUACAACAGAAAACUUUAUAAAAUCACAAACAACAUAAAAGCUCAAGUUCAGAGAAAGCACUUAAACUCAUUUUUGUCUUUUUCUCUCUUCUCCACAGGGUAAAGUCAGCUGUUAA